UAUUUCAUCGUUGUGUCAAUAUGUAGGCAAUUCCCUAACAUGGAAAGGCCUAUGAUAAGGCUAUCGGACCAUGUAGUCGAGGCUCGUUACGGAGACGUUCAGUAGACAAGCAACUGUCAAGCUGUCACCAUGAACACCUCAAAGCAGCUCGUUCCCUGCUGCUGGCUACUUCUCCUGCUAUCGCCGCUCAGUCCGGUCGCUAGCUAUGGAGAUCUUGGCCGCAGCCGCCUGACGGCCCAGGCGGAGCACAACUUGGCCACCAUAACUAAGCGUGCGAUGGAGCAUGCCACAGAGUUGGUGGAUAGCGUCGUCGAUGAUCUGCUCGUGCUGGACUCCCAGAAUCCCAUCAUACUCAGCUAUCUGAACAGCUUCGAGGUGUUCCUGAGAAACGAGCGAAACUACACGGCUGAGGCGCUGCAAUUUUUCUAUGAAAUCGUUAACGUCUAUCUGGAUGCCGAUGCCGCCGAGAAGACGUCCAGCAUUGAGGUGCAAUUGAUUUCCCUCUGCCUGCAGCGCACCGGCUUUGAUCGCUGGAAGCGCACGAUCCAAAUGCGAUCGACGCAGUUGCUCAAGUCCUUUGGCAAGAAGCUCAAGAGAUACAUGAACACCUUGGACGAGGAGGAGCGUCUGAUCGUCGAGCAGCGGUGGCAACAGGUUUCAACCCGUGGCGGACAAAGAAAACUGCAGAAAUUUCGCGAAUUCGUUAGCUGGCUGGCCAGGUAGCGAGCUUAAGCCAGACAGACGGCAAAAGAUGUAAAACUCACGUCAUCUGUGAAGGAGCAAAGUAUAUGGCUGAGGCUGCAGCAACUGGCCAAAGGAGAAUGGAUGCUGUGCAUCCGCGCAUCUGUCUGUGAGCUGACAAAGUGCUGAGUGCAUUUACGACUUUCCGUCCAGAAGCAGAAUAUCAACGAAAUGUUUGGCAUUUGUCGCAUUCCACAAUGGAACAAUGGCCAUAAGGCGUCUCUGACAGCUCGGCGAACACUCCCAGGCAUUAGCUUA
Molecule: messenger RNA, 999 nt
Organism: Drosophila hydei
Lineage: Eukaryota; Metazoa; Arthropoda; Insecta; Diptera; Drosophilidae
Exons: 3
Coding region: 130-723 (197 amino acids)
Source: RefSeq, a predicted model, not a curated record